This is a messenger RNA of Symbiodinium necroappetens, 1399 nucleotides long. The record is from the annotation of a GenBank genome assembly. NCBI's taxonomy places the organism in Eukaryota, Dinophyceae, Suessiales, Symbiodiniaceae.
GAGAUACCGCAAGUGGGGCAAGAAGCUCUUCCGAUCCAUUGUGGAGCACAGCAAAGUCGCCGGCGGCUACGGCUCGGUCGAGGACGUCACCGUGGUGCCCACGAAGAAGAUGGAUGAGAUGCAGUCCUUCGUGAUGGCUGAGACCUUCAAGUAUCUGUAUCUGCUGUUCUCGCCCAAUGAGGCAUUCGAUUUGGACCGCUACGUUCUGAAUACCGAGGUACAAACUACCAUAUUCGCCGAGCCUGGAAGGAUGAAAAACAAAGCGUGGAAAGGUCUGGUAGGCCGGCAUGGAUUCGAGUUCAAGCCUGUGCACCGUCAUGGCAUGUACGAGGAACCCAACGAUCGAGCUGUCAAAAAGCACUUGGGCACUCUAGCCACCAAUGCUGCGACAGCUCGCGUUGCCCUCAUCACGUCAGAUGAUGACUUUGUCCCGGACAUGCGGAACAUAGUCCUGGCAGGGAAAGAGGCCUUGAUUUGCACAUCAUCGAAGUAUUAUGGGUUAGCACAGAAGUACAAACAGGCUGGAGUAUUGGUUGUGUCACUAGACUCUGAAAAAACGAUCACGUACAAGGUAAGGGCGGUCCUCGAGUCUGAUGGCACUGGUUUUGUGCAACGUUGCUGCCCUAUCCCUCACAGAUCAUUGCCCAAAGAAGUUGGCAUCCUCAGAGAAUUCAUGUCCAGCUCGGGAUAUAUGCCCACUGGCCGUGAGUACUUGCAGUCAUGCAUCGCCAAGUGGUGUUUCACGAACUCUUUAGGCCCAAUCACUGUGUAUCCAGCCACUUCUUGCUUUUUGGAGUCGUAUCAGUUCGUCACUGGGGGCUUGGCACGAGAUGCAAGGGAGGACGUUGCAUUCUUUCUUCCGCUGGGGUAUGCAAUAUCGGGAAGCCUAGGACGACGGAAGAGCAUCAUCGACAAGUAUGGCUCCGGGCGUGGCUGGAGCGUAUCUCAUGCAGGAGGUCCCUUUAUCUUGACUCCUUCCUCGGAUCUGGUCAGCGAGGCUUUGGAACGACUGGGCUUCCUAGACAGCCACCUAAAUUCAGAUGUUUCCGAGGCGAUGUUGGUGUUUGCGAACAUAUCAACGAACAAAAUGCUCCUGAGAAAGCUGGAAGCACUCCCGGAAGAUGGCGAGCGUGCGGAACAGUUGCAACACAAGUUCGAGCAAGCUUUCCUUUCCAGCCGCGGUAGCGGACAGUGGCAAGUGGCACCAUCGGAUUCACGGCUUCGCGCAACUUUUGCACGUGCAAAUCGUAUUACCGACGCGUCUGCAUCGCGGGAGGAAGUCUUCGCCGUGAUGCAGGAGUAUUCGAAGAAGAAAGGGCUGCCAAGACUGAAGACUUACAAUGGCCUUGCCUGGCAAAUUCUGCGGCAUAUGAACCGCAAGGAUCCUUCGCGCAGGGAU